Talaromyces rugulosus is the source of this 579-nucleotide messenger RNA. RefSeq lists its product as uncharacterized. The transcript has a single exon. The coding region runs from base 1 to 579 and encodes 192 amino acids. The record is from RefSeq and is a predicted model, not a curated record. Lineage: Eukaryota; Fungi; Ascomycota; Eurotiomycetes; Eurotiales; Trichocomaceae.
AUGCAUUUCGCACCAGCAACGUCUCUUCUCUUCUCUCUUAUACUCUCCCAUCCCACCUUUGCCGAACAAGAAAUUGAUAUCCCACCCAUCGCCACGUCGGCAGUCAACAUCGCCAACUCGUACGCAUCGGAAUACUCCACCAUCCCACCCGACGCAGCAUCGCAAGUUAGCGCUGCCGAGUCACUUGCAUCGUCAUGGGCAAGCUACGGCGAGAGCAUUGCUAGUUCGUAUCGAAGCGAGUAUGGUGGCGGAAGUGCCACCACCACUACCACUACCACUGAUACCACGUCGACUACUUCCUCAUCGUCCUCAUCGUCCUUAUCGACCUCUGGAACUACUAGUUCGACAUGGACUACUACUAGCACCACUACUGGAUCUGACGGGUCUGUUGGGACUACGACGCUCACUGGAACAAAAACACAGGCACAGACGGUCACCGUAUCGGCGUCAGCCAGCACUGCUGGGGCUGUUAACCUGAUGCCCGCGGUUGGGCUGUGGGGAUUAGAAUUUGCCGGUGUUGGUGUAGCCGGCGUUGUUGGCACUGCUGGAAUGAUUGGUGGUUUGGCGAUAUUUCUCUAG